Molecule: messenger RNA, 1758 nt
Organism: Charadrius vociferus (killdeer)
Lineage: Eukaryota; Metazoa; Chordata; Aves; Charadriiformes; Charadriidae
Gene: FANCE
Product: Fanconi anemia, complementation group E
Exons: 11
Coding region: 1-1758 (585 amino acids)
Biological process (GO): interstrand cross-link repair
Cellular component (GO): Fanconi anaemia nuclear complex
Source: RefSeq, a predicted model, not a curated record
AUGGAGCCCCCCUCCCUGCCAUGGCUGCAAAGCUUCGACAAGCCGUGCCGCCUCCUGCUCCACGUGCUCGCCUCCGGCUCCUCGGGGACACUGGCCGCCCUCCGAAUGCUGCAGCGGGUGCGGGUCCACGAGGGACCCGGGCAAGCAUUUCCCUGGCAGGCCUUCACCGCAGCCCUGUGCGCCGAGGAGCCCACGCUGGAGGGGCCGGAGGGGGCCCUGGCUGUCAAGCCGCGGCUGCUGCUGCUCCCCGUCGUGUGCCAGAGAAACCUCUUCUCCCUCCUCCUCCUGGUGCAAGCCGUGGUGCCGGGGGGCUGCCUCGGCCGGCUGCUCCGGGCCGUGGAGCAGGAUUCCCACGUGGAUCCCUGGGUGCGGGCACUGGGGGAUCUGCUCCGGCAGGGACCGAGGGGAGAGGAGCGCUUCCCACCUCCCGCUCCCUUGUCUUCCGCAUGCCGGCAGCAGCUUAGGUGCCUGUGCCAGAAAAUUGCCCAGAACAAACCAGAGGGGCGAAGAAAACUGAACUGGUGCUUCAGCAGGCAGCUCGGUGCUGCUGGGGACGUGGCUGACUCUGUCCUUCAAGAUGGAAAGCGCAAGAAAGUGUCAGAGGAGAGCCUGGAGUUGGAUGAGGAGGGAGAGAGAAAGAGGUUGCUGCUGGAGGAGGCGGUGUUUGACCCCCCGGGAACCCAGGAGGGUGGGAAUGCGGCAGAGGUGGAAGAGGAGAUGCCUGGGGAGAUGUCGGGGGACAGAUCUGCUCAGAGCCCAGUGGGAGCCGCUCUGGAAAACUCCCAGCAGGAUGUGGCCGGGGAGCCCAGGAAGAUGUCCCAGGCAGAGCUGGCAGCAGAGGUCCAGUCCUUUCUCCAGGUGCACGGACAGAGGCUGAAAAUGCUGCUACAGAAGGAGUCCGACCACUUGGAACUGAGCAUCCCACCCGAGCUGCACAUCCUGAACAACUCCUCUCCCAGCCAGCUCGAGGGGUUGUGCUCCUUUCUCCAGCUCUCCACAUGCCCGGAGCACCUCCUGAUGCGUUUCUGCGGCUGGCUGCUGGCUCUCACCCCCGACCUCAGCUACACCAGCGCAGCCAUCCUGGCAGAGCAGCUUUUUCUCAGGCGAGUCCUGUCCCUCACCCAGCCGCCCUCCCGCCACCUCAUGGCUGCCCUCGCUUCAUUUUGCUCCAAGUAUUCCCAGCCCUUCUGUCAAGUCCUGGUGGCUGCGGUCCUGCGGGAGCCGGGGGAAGGCGCUGAGCAGACCAAGCUGGUGUGUGAGCUCGUGGAGGAGUGCCUGGAGCCAGACUGUGUGAGACUGGUGCUCAGCCAAGUCCUGGAGUUGCCGCUGUCAGAGAAGCUCCUGCUGGCAGAGCAGGCUGUGCUGGGGCGGCAGGAGGUGCUCCCCCCCGAGCUCUUUGAUCUCCUGGUCCUGACUCUGUGCCGGCAGGCCCCAGCCUUCGCCACCUCGCUGAAUUACGCCAAGCUGGUGACAGCCCUGCUCACCAUGUACCAAAGCCAGGUCACCCCAGCCCACCGGAGCCGUCUGGCUGCCGCUCUGGAUAGGAGCAACGCAGCUCUGAAGAAAUCACUGCAGGCUGUGCUGGAAGGAGCCAGUGCUCUGGCUGUGGCUAUCGGUCACAUGAAGAUGACAGAGGACAAACUCGUCUCCAAAAUUCACCUGAUCGUCAGCUUCCUGGUGGCCUUGCUGAAGAAGACCUGGAAGAAUGCGUGUGCCACGUACAUCCCGAGCACCACGGGGAAGUCCCGGCAUCUCUAA